GCUCGACCACAAGCUUGACAGCAAGUCCGACUGCAAGAUGAGCGCGACAGCCAAGAGGAAGGUUCUGCUCAUGGGGAAGUCGGGGAGUGGAAAGACGUCUAUGAGAUCGGUCAUCUUUCAGAACUACAGUGCAAGAGAUACUAGACGUUUAGGUGCGACGAUAGACGUCGAACAGUCGGCCGUUCGUUUCCUUGGAAGCCUCGUCCUGAAUCUAUGGGAUUGCGGAGGUCAGAAUGCUUUCGUGGACAAUUACCUCACAGCGCAGAAGGACACGAUCUUUGCCAAUGUUGCAGUCCUGAUCUAUGUCUUUGACAUCACUUCAACAGAAUGGGAGAACGAUGUCCGAUAUUUUGAGGAGAUCAUCUCGGCUUUACGGGAGAACAGUUCUGAUGCGGGAGUAUGGGUUCUCAUCAACAAGAUGGAUUUGGUGGACAAAGAAGAUCCAAAGAGGAAGAAGUACGCCGAGAGGAGUGAGGACAUCGUCAAAAUAGAUGAGCGGGUGCGGAGUGAAAUGUCAGACGAUGGGAGGAGAGGGGGUUUAAGGUGUUUCCCCACGAGUAUAUGGGACGAAUCGCUGUACAAGGCUUGGUCGUCCGUUAUUCACACUCUGAUACCGAAUAUCAAUCUCAUUACCGCGCAUCUUACCUACCUGCGAGACAUCUGCAUGGCCGUGGAGGCGGUGGCUUUUGAAGCAGAGACAUUCCUCGUCAUUUCGAAGUCUGGGUCGCCAUUAGACAGUAAUGAGGCAGAGCUGGAUGACCAGGAGACAAGGUACGGAGCAGGCAGCCUGAGCAAACAUAGAUUCGAGAAGAUCUCGGAGAUCAUCAAGGGGUUUCGAAAGACUUGCCAACGUACGGGAGAAUCAUUCACUGGCUUUGAAGCCAAAUUCGACGACUGCACCGUGGUUCUGGAGCCGUUGACCCAGAAUCAAUUUGUGCUGGUAGUGGCGGCCGAUCCGAUAGUUGAAUCCGCCCUCAUACAAUACAACAUUUACCAUUCUCAAUCCCAUCUAGCCGAAUUUGCCCGGAAGAGCGUUCUCGACAGAAAAUGCGGAAUCUGCCGGCGUAAUACAGAACUGAAAUACGAGGUAAAAGAUGACGAUGAUCCUUCCGUGCUCGCGUGGGACGAGGCAUGGGAUCGGCUAAAGCAGGUCAAUGGCCGAUUGAACGAGAGGAUAAGUAGAGUAGAGAUCGGAGAUUAAGAUGCA
Messenger RNA from Kockovaella imperatae, 1207 nucleotides. Its product is annotated as Gtr1/RagA G protein conserved region-domain-containing protein. The record is from RefSeq and is a predicted model, not a curated record. The transcript has 9 exons. Gene Ontology annotation, cellular component: nucleus; fungal-type vacuole membrane; Gtr1-Gtr2 GTPase complex. Gene Ontology annotation, molecular function: GTPase activity; GTP binding. NCBI's taxonomy places the organism in Eukaryota, Fungi, Basidiomycota, Tremellomycetes, Tremellales, Cuniculitremaceae. Gene Ontology annotation, biological process: regulation of autophagy; cellular response to amino acid stimulus; cellular response to starvation. Bases 38 to 1201 code for a protein of 387 amino acids.